AUGGCCGAGCUCCGGAUCUACGCCUUCGAGGGCAGCUACCUGGAGGACACGCAGAUGUACGGGAACAUCAUCCGCGGCUGGGACCGCUACCUCACCAACCAGAAGAACUCCAACAGCAAAAACGACCGGAGGAACCGCAAGUUCAAGGAGGCCGAGCGGCUCUUCAGCAAGUCCUCGGUCACCUCGGCCGCGGCUGUCAGUGCACUAGCUGGAGUUCAGGACCAGCUCAUUGAGAAGCGGGAGCCCGGCAGUGGCACAGAAAGUGACACUUCUCCAGACUUCCACAAUCAAGAGAAUGAGCCCAGCCAGGAGGAUGCAGAGGAGCUGGAUGGGUCUGUGCAGGGGGUAAAACCCCAGAAAGCUGCUUCCUCUACUUCUUCUGGGAGCCACCACAGCAGCCACAAAAAACGGAAGAACAAAAAUCGACACAGGUAUGUAUAUUAGGUUAGGCUGGGAAGUUUUUUUUAAAAACAGAAAAGCGUGAUGGAGGAUUGAUCUCAAGUUAAACAAAAAGCCAAGAGC
This is a messenger RNA of Chaetura pelagica (chimney swift), 522 nucleotides long. It is a transcript of the gene MEAF6, whose product is annotated as MYST/Esa1-associated factor 6. Bases 1 to 444 code for a protein of 147 amino acids. Gene Ontology annotation, cellular component: NuA4 histone acetyltransferase complex. The record is from RefSeq and is a predicted model, not a curated record. The transcript has 7 exons. NCBI's taxonomy places the organism in Eukaryota, Metazoa, Chordata, Aves, Apodiformes, Apodidae.